GACCCGGACGUGGUGUCUUUUAAGUUCCUCCAUAAUAUUAGGGCGCUUGCAGGAGUCGAUUGAAUAAACAAGGUGGAUCAAUGUCGUGUUUUUAUGGGAUUAUGAACUAUGUCGUCGCGAGGCAGUGUUUCUGAUACGUUACAGCGUUUCGUUCAGCGUUAUCACCGCGCUUGAAGAUUAUAUGUUGAGUUUAAUAACGGCUUACAGACGGUCACAUCAUUAGCUAGCUGCCUGUGGCUAGUUUAGCUCGCGAGCUGUUGUUUACAUCGUUAGCCAGUAAGGCGAUAUAGUUACCCAGACGGUGGAGGAGGGAGCACUAAAUUAAACGGGACUGUUUGGUCAUAUUUUAGAGCUACAUGGCAGAGCUACAUAUUGAAGCCAACGCAGGCGGCCUGAUGGAGCAGAGCGAGCACCGGGAGACCCGCGGCUCCGUUAGCAUGCGCCUGCCGUCACCCAGCUUCGUUCUUCCAGCUCGGAGCGGGUCUUCCAGCCCGGGCCUGUCUGCGUCUAGAGCUGUAUUUGGCUUCCCGAUGAAGAGCAGCCCUUCAUCUCCAUCAGAAUCCACAGAGAAGCCGGGAUCCCGGUGGGUCCGGCUGAAUGUCGGGGGCACUUAUUUUAUCACAACCAAACAAACCUUAUGCAGGGAUCCCAAGUCCUUUCUGUACCGACUCUGUCAGGAAGAUCCUGAUCUGGACUCAGAUAAGGAUGAGACAGGAGCUUAUUUGAUUGACAGAGAUCCUACAUAUUUCGGACCCAUCUUGAAUUAUCUGAGACACGGAAAGCUGAUCAUCAACAAGAACCUUGCAGAGGAGGGUGUUCUAGAGGAAGCUGAAUUUUACAACAUUGCGUCAUUGGUGAGGCUGGUAAAGGAGAGGAUACGAGACAAUGAGAACAGGACGUCUCAGGGUCCGGUGAAACACGUGUAUCGUGUUCUUCAGUGCCAAGAAGAGGAACUCACUCAGAUGGUCUCCACGAUGUCUGAUGGCUGGAAGUUUGAGCAGCUUAUAAGCAUCGGCUCCUCUUACAAUUACGGAAACGAGGACCAAGCCGAGUUUCUGUGCGUGGUUUCCCGAGAACUCAACAAUUCCACUAAUGGGAUUGUUAUUGAGCCAACUGAGAAGGCUAAGAUCCUUCAGGAGCGAGGUUCCCGUAUGUGAGAGGAGACUUCCUUAGCUGUGCUGACACAGAUCCCCCUACUCCACCCUCUCCCCUCCUCACCUCUAUUCUCCCUUCUUUACCCAUACAGCUGACUCCAUCAGCUCACAUGGCUGUCCUUCCUCUCUCACCCUCCUCCCUUGUGCCUUUCCACAGUGGGGGUGUGUGUGUGUGUCCCCCUCCCUGCAGUGCUGCAACAUCGCCCAUCCUGCAUCAUCACUCGAGGUCACUGCUGUUAUCAAAAUAAAAAAAAAAAGCUGCAAAAUUAGUCGAUGCGGGACUUACCAUGACAGCUAGAGAGUCCGAGUAAGAUUUUCGGGGUCCGUCAACACAACAGCUAAUGUAGUCAUCCACAAUGCCUCGGAACGUGAUCAUUAAUCGCCUUCAUAUCCUGGUCAUAAUCACCUAUAAACUCUGUCAUUGCUGGCAUGCUAGUUACAAGGAAUGCCUGUGCCCUGGUCAGCUAGGCUGUGUUUCCGACGUCAGAAUCUCCUCAGGACUUCCAGGGGUGCAAAAAAAAAAACAAAACAAAACAAAAAAAACAGUAGACAAGACAGAAUUAUUUGCCCCUACACCCUUCUCAUAGCAAGCACAUUGACUCACUGUGUAAAACUGAGCGAGUGUACGAGUGAAAUAUCAGAAGCAACACUCACUCAUUAUCAUUUCAGUGUCACAGCCUGGCUUGGCCUUGGACACGCAGAGCCAUUUGUUUUCAGUUUGUAGUCUAUCUUUUGAUGAAUUUCUCCGUUUCUCAUUCGACCCACCCGAGGUCCUUGACAGGUAUCAGCUGUUCCAGGCCGUCGUGGAGGUGUUUAUUCACCCCUCCUAACACUGACACAUCAAAAAGAAACAUGCAAUGUUGGGAACAUGUAAAAGAUCAUGCAUAUGGUUGUAGUACAAUAGGACGUUUGUGUUUCAUAAUAGUCACAUCUGACUGAGGAAGCAUAUGAAACAGCUCAUGCUCCUCCUUUUGUCCAGUGCCUUGUCACUUGUAUGUAUGUAUGUAUGUAUGUAUGUAUGUAUGUAUGUAUAUUAUCGUGUUGUGUUCUCCCUCUGCCUGUUUGUGUUCAUGUGACUGGAAAACUGGACACUCUAUAGUCUUAUUUCACACCAUUUCUCACGAAUCGCUUUUCUUUAUAUAAGUGCAACAGUUCUUUUUUUUUUUUCUUUUUCUUUU
Tachysurus fulvidraco (yellow catfish) is the source of this 2332-nucleotide messenger RNA. It is a transcript of the gene kctd2, whose product is annotated as potassium channel tetramerization domain containing 2. The transcript is spliced from 6 exons. Gene Ontology annotation, biological process: protein homooligomerization; proteasome-mediated ubiquitin-dependent protein catabolic process. The record is from RefSeq and is a predicted model, not a curated record. Lineage: Eukaryota; Metazoa; Chordata; Actinopteri; Siluriformes; Bagridae. Gene Ontology annotation, cellular component: Cul3-RING ubiquitin ligase complex; cytoplasm. The coding region runs from base 357 to 1157 and encodes 266 amino acids. Gene Ontology annotation, molecular function: cullin family protein binding.